AGUGAAACAGCAGCGCCCCGCCCUAACUUGUCCGAACACGAGGCGGCCAUUUGUUUACACUGGUCAGCUGAGGCACAAAGAGGCCUCCCCAUCCAGAUAACUUCAGUAUGGCUGAUGUGUCCUCUAUAGAGCAUCCUACCCUAAAAGUUCCAUAUGAUGUCCUUAACAAGAAGUUUCGGCUGGCCCAGAAAACCUUAGACCGGGAGGUGUGUCACGUGACCAGCGCCGUGACGGAACUCGAGCGAAUCCUCUUUACCGACAACCGCAGUGCCUCACAAAUCUCGUCUCUGCUGGGUGGGGUGGUGGAGAAGCUGUCCUCCUUCAAGCGCAAGGCUGAAGAGGCAACUCAGGAAGAAAUUGAGUCUGGGCGGGUUGUGAAGCGGCGCGUGGACCACCUCAAGGACCAUGACUCCCUCAGCCCAUCCGUGGUGGCAGAGUGGAAGCGAACCCGCCUGGACCGUCUGCUGGUGGAGUACUUGCUGCGUGCUGGUUGUUACUCUACUGCAACCAAGCUGGCAAGUUCCCGUGGCAUAGAGGGCCUGACCAACCUGGACGUCUUCCUGGUGGCAAGGGAGGUGGAGCAGUCCCUCGCAUGCCACGACACCUCCAAGUGCCUCUCCUGGUGCCACGACAACAAGAGUAAGCUACGCAAGCUCAAUUCCUCACUGGAGUUCAAUGUGAGGAUGCAGGAGUUUAUUGAGCUGAUCAGGAAUGAUCGGCGCAUGGAUGCCAUCCGACAUGCCAGGAAGUACUUCACUGGACAAGAGGCAGGACACUUGCCGUCAAUACAGCGCUGCAUGGCCUUGGUUGCCUUCCCAGCCAACACAGAUGUAAGCCCGUACAAGGAGCUGUUAUCUAAUGUUCGCUGGGACCAACUGAUUGAACAGUUCCGAGCUGAGAAUCUGAAGCUGUACCAGCUGUCUUCCCAGUCAGCCUUCUCUGUUGUGGUCCAAUCAGGUCUCUCAGCCCUGAAGACACCUCACUGCUACCGGGGAGCGACGGGCCACAACCCAGAUUGCCCUGUGUGCCAGCCCUCCCUCAACUCCCUGGCCUCCCCACUCCCCUAUGCCCACUGCUCCCAGUCCCGCCUGGUGUGUCACAUCAGUGGAGAGCAGCUCAAUGAGAACAACCAGCCCCUCAUGCUUCCCAAUGGCUAUGUGUAUGGCCAGAAGGCAUUGCAGCAGAUGGCUGACGAGAACAAUGGCACCAUAGUGUGUCCACGGACCCGCCAGACCUUCAACAUCAGGGAUGCUGAGAAGGUGUUUGUCAUGUGAGGAGCAAGGCAGGCAUGGGAGAGCAAGGUGGUAGCCCCACCUGUGACAUGUGGAUGGCUUCAGUUGCUCAGAUGUGUUGCCAUAGUAGUGACGAAUUCCCACAGACCUGUGGCCUAAAAAUUCAUAUUUUGUUGGUUGCUACAGAUAUAUUUUGUGUGUGUGUGUGUGUGUGUGUGUGUGUGUGUGUGUGUGUGUGUGUGUGUGUGUGUGUGUGUGUGUGUGUGUGUUAGUGCACAUAUGUGUAGGGAAAAGAUCUUAAUCUUGCACAGAAAGAUAUUGUGCUUUAAAGAGUCAAGUGAACUUAACGUCUGUAAACACAACCAUGCAUAUAAAUGCAAAAUAUGGAUGACAUUACAUGCUGAAGUACUUGCAUAAGUACAUUUGCCAUCAUGAAGUGGUAUGGUGACAGACACAAGUUUACUGGUGAGAUAAAUAAUUGUUUAUUGGUGUUCGAAAAACAAAAUGUCAUGUAUGCAAAGCUCCAUAGGCUGGGGAAAGCUAUGGCUAAAGAACUUUCAGUAUGCUGAGAACAAGGCUUUACAUUUAUCACAUUGUGCAGAAGUUAAUAUUUUGCCAUUAUUUAUUAAUUUAGAUACUUUAAGAUAUUCGUGUUUUUGGCCAAGUGUUUUGGGACAGAUAUUUUUAUUAGUUUUCUGUUUACUUCAGCUGAUGAGAACCCCUAUUAGUAGUAUCAUUUGUUGGGUUUCUUCCUGCAAAGCAGAACAAAGAUGUUUGUGUAAAGAAAUUAAACAUAUCAGUUAAUGUAGCUUAGUGAUUAUUGGUUAAAAGACAUGGAGAAUAUUUCAUAUAAGUUUAUACUUUCUGGUGUAGACAGUGACUGCAUGUGAUGUAUAUUUUGUACUGUUUUCUUUGUUGUGGAUUUUCCUCACGUUGGGAAUUUCACGAACUUCUUUUUUCACAGAAGGACUUUGAGGAACAUAACAGUGUUACUUCUGAUGAUUCAUUAUGAGCUCAGGAUAUUGUGUUUGUGUCCAUUGUAAGUGACUGCUGGUCCCUGUCUUCUUGAGAUGCAUUGUCUAGUGGAGGCUUUUGUGGGUGUUCUUGCUCCUCCCUGGCAUCACCAACUCUUUCUAAGUUUGUAUACAGCAAAAACAUUUAAUGUAAUGAAAUCAAACUUUUCAAGAGGCA
Molecule: messenger RNA, 2423 nt
Organism: Scylla paramamosain (green mud crab)
Lineage: Eukaryota; Metazoa; Arthropoda; Malacostraca; Decapoda; Portunidae
Gene: Kaz
Product: E3 ubiquitin-protein transferase MAEA-like
Exons: 9
Coding region: 108-1274 (388 amino acids)
Biological process (GO): proteasome-mediated ubiquitin-dependent protein catabolic process
Cellular component (GO): cytoplasm; nucleus; GID complex
Molecular function (GO): protein binding; ubiquitin protein ligase activity
Source: RefSeq, a predicted model, not a curated record